This is a messenger RNA of Sabethes cyaneus, 951 nucleotides long. RefSeq lists its product as uncharacterized. Gene Ontology annotation, cellular component: spindle microtubule; outer kinetochore; mitotic spindle. Gene Ontology annotation, biological process: mitotic cell cycle; regulation of microtubule polymerization or depolymerization; cell division. The record is from RefSeq and is a predicted model, not a curated record. Bases 3 to 863 code for a protein of 286 amino acids. Lineage: Eukaryota; Metazoa; Arthropoda; Insecta; Diptera; Culicidae. Gene Ontology annotation, molecular function: microtubule binding. The transcript has 2 exons.
UAAUGUUUAAAACCGAAAAGUUAUCUAGUGUACAGUUUCUUUAUUCGUUUCAAACCGAGAUGGAAAUGGACGGGAUAGAAACACUUUUAGCCAAACAAGUUCAAAUGAUACAUCGCAUGGAAAAGUUUUUUGAAUUACAUGUAACUAGAUCUGCUAUAACUAAUGAACUUGUCGUUUUGGAAGAACAGACGCGAAAUAGUUCAGAUUCAAUUCAUAAGGCAAGAAAUACCGUAGAACGAUUUUGUGAUAAGCAGUGCUCAGCAUAUUCCGUUAUAAUUCGAAAAAUGCAUCGGAAUCAGUUACUCAUGCUACAAUUGUUGGAAUAUUUGAAUAAAACGGAUAAAACUGUACGAGGAGUACUAAAAGAGCAAAAACUCAAUAAUGAUCAUUUAAAGCAAAAUUUAGCUUCUGUUGAUAAAAUGUUUCUGGCUGAUUACCAAAAAUCACCAUUUGUUUCAAAAAUGAAACCAAGGUGCCUAUCUUUUUUGGAUUUCAAUGUCCAAAUUACUCCCGAAGAAUUUGAGCGGAUUCCAAAAUAUAUGCGAGGACGAGACACUUUAGAUGAGCUUGUUGGGUUUUUACAAACAGUGAUCAUAUCUUCGUUUGAAGAGAAAUACUCCCUUUUGUAUAAAAACAAAAAAGCCGUUACUAACCAACAGGAUUUGGUUUUGUGGAAAGCCUAUAAUCAGCAACAAUCAACUUUUCCCAAUAACAAAUUCAUCACUCAGGGCGAUAUUGCACGGAAAAUUGGUAGACUUAUAGAUAAAAAAGUCAAUUCUAAGCUCACAAUGCUUCGUCAUUUGCAUAUCCUGCAAGAGACACGCCAUGAAGCCACUGUUUUCUAUCUCUGGAUCCGCGAAUAAACGAUUUUUUUGUAAUAUUAUUUCAAAAAUUUUAAAACUUGCAUUACACAUAAGUGGAAAAACAAGACAGACUGCCAAAUAAAAAUUA